Messenger RNA from Drosophila eugracilis, 2620 nucleotides. It is a transcript of the gene Ttd14, whose product is annotated as TRPL translocation defect protein 14. Bases 501 to 2066 code for a protein of 521 amino acids. Lineage: Eukaryota; Metazoa; Arthropoda; Insecta; Diptera; Drosophilidae. The record is from RefSeq and is a predicted model, not a curated record. Gene Ontology annotation, biological process: photoreceptor cell maintenance. The transcript is spliced from 12 exons. Gene Ontology annotation, molecular function: phosphatidic acid binding; phosphatidylinositol binding; GTP binding.
AAAGUAUAAGACCGACCGUCGGCACACAUUUUCCACACGAUUCUGUUCUUUUCUUGUGUAAUAAACGGAUGCGGUGUCAACUCGUAAAAAUGCAAUACCACCAAUACAAAACGCAUAAACUUUGAUAUCGCCCAAAUAUUCGGAUGUGGUACGAAUUCGGACAGUAGCGUGUAACGCUGCCGACUUGUUUGGUCAAAUUCUAAAGUUCCUCCGUCGGCCUUUUGAGAGUAUCCCGCGCAAUCCCAUACCUGGGCAUGAUUACAACGCGCCAGUGCGACAUUUGAAUUGCAGAGCGCAAGACGCGGACAGUCAGGAUUCCCAGGAUCAGGGAACCAGGACACCAGAAAUCCCAAAGGAAUCGCAGGAGUUGCGAUUUCCACCAAGCCUAACCUAAAAAGGCACGUGCAGCGCGCGUAGAAGAGUUUUCUGCGUGCCACCACAGCCAAUCGGCUCCUCUCCAAAAAACCAAACAAAAAAGUAAAAUUCCCGAAGACGAAACCAUGGCCACCCUCCUCAGCAACGGACAACAGCAGUCGGUGAUGGCCAACAGUAAUGGUCAGGACCAGCAGAAGGACGAACCGGAGCAACAGCAGCAGCAGGUCGAGAUCAGGAAGUCCACCUCACCAAAACCAGGCGCCAUGCCCAGCUUAAAGCUCAACAGGAUGGGCUCGGUGUCACCGAAAGACAAACGUGUCUAUAAAAUCGUCCUAACUGGCGGGCCCUGUGGCGGCAAGACGACAGGCCAGUCCCGUUUGUGCACCUUCUUUGAGAACCUUGGAUGGAAGGUAUUCCGCGUGCCUGAAACGGCCACUGUUUUACUCAGUGGCGGCGUGAAGUUCUCCGAUCUGACCGAGAAAGAGGACCCGCCCACGCCAACCACGUUCGUUUACAAAGAUCUGCCCUUCGCCGCUCCGGAGCACAGUCUCAUCGACCUAACCGCAUCCUGUCCGCGCUGCUUGGCCAAGGCUGCAUCCCGGCCCAAUGGCAGCGAAGCCUAUAAGUUCCAAGAGAAUCUGAUCCGCACCAUGGUGCAAAUCGAGAACACCUACUUUGAGCUCGGCAACUCGAGCACCCGCAACUGCCUGAUAAUCUGCGAUCGCGGUGUUAUGGAUGCCAGUGCAUACAUAUCAAAAGAUAAAUGGGAGAAAAUGAUGGCUGGAAACAAAUGGAAUCCUGUGGAGAUGCGUGACAAUCGCUAUAACCAGAUCCUGCACUUGGUCUCUGCGGCCAACGGGGCUGAGGAUUUUUACUCCACAGAGAACAGAAAGCGCCACUAUCAGGAUCACGCCUGUCGCUCGGAAGGCGUUGACUUAGCCAGGGAACUGGACUACAAAUCGGCGGCUGCUUGGGUCGGCCAUCCUUACUUCGAUGUGAUUGACAAUUCCACUAACUUCGAGGCCAAGAUGAAUCGCAUGAUUGAGUCAGUGUGCCAGAAAGUCGGUAUCGAUAUUGGCGACCGUUUGCAAGCCACCUCUCGCAAGCUCAAAUAUUUGGUUGCCUUUCUGCCGCCAGACAGCGAGUUUCCACCCUUUCAGGACUUCGAUGUGGUGCACCACUAUCUGCAAUCUGCCGGACCCAAGGUGCAGGCCCGCCUUCGCAAGCGUGGCCAGAAAAGCCACUGGAGCUACAUCCAUACACAGAGGCGUCCAAACGUUCACGGUCAGGCCCGCAUCGAGGUGAAGACCCAGCUGACGCAUCGCGACUACAUGAACCUGCUGGCCCAGCGUGACGAUGCUCACUUUACCAUCUAUAAGAAGCGCCGCUGUUUUCUUAUCAACAACCAAUAUUUCCAGCUGGAUAUUUACAAGGAGCCAGGACACCCACGCUGCAAGGGAUUGGUGCUAUUGGAGACGUAUUCAUCGCUCACCGGCGAAGCCCUUAAGAACUGCAUGCCCAAGUUCCUGAAUAUUGUUAAGGAGGUGACCGGCGAUCCGGACUACUCCAUGUUUAAUCUGUCCCUUAAGGAGGACUGGAGCACCACCAAGAAGUUCUGCCGAUCGGCGACGCACGUUAAGGGCACCGCUAAUGGAGUCUCGAGCACGCCGUUGCUCCUCAAUGGUCAGUAGGCUCCUGAACCUGAAUCUCUUUUGCGCACGCAUAUUACACGGCAAAAGCAAGUUAAAAGAAACACCAAUGACCUGGCAACAAAAUGUACAAAAAAAAAAAAAUCAAACUAAAUUGAAACCCGAAAGGAGGUCCUUCCAAGAUGUCUUGGGAGAUCCUGUUUUUGUGACCCCGGCCAAUAUACUAGAAAAAAAACACUUAAGCCCCACACACCCUGUUACUUAUUUGCGUACUUAGCCCCUGGAGGAUGAAGAACCCGUAAACCGUGAGAGGCGUAUGUGUCGAGUCUAUAGUUUGUAGUGCAACAGCAACCGAAACCGGAGGUCGAGGGCCCCCACCCGUACUUAAUUUUCUUGUCAUGUUUGCUCGUGUUUAAUUUUGUAAGCCAUAACACUAGAAAACUACUAUGUAAAUCCAUGAAUCCGCGAUAUCAUGUGACGUUUUUGUGUCUUUUGGAAAAUAUGUGAACCGAUAAUUUUAACUUUAACUCUAAGCUAAAUUAAAAUAAGAUUACAACUACAAGACCACCAACAAAACAGAGUUUUAACUUUCUUAA